Messenger RNA from Aphanomyces invadans, 696 nucleotides. RefSeq lists its product as hypothetical. The coding region runs from base 22 to 666 and encodes 214 amino acids. NCBI's taxonomy places the organism in Eukaryota, Oomycota, Saprolegniomycetes, Saprolegniales, Verrucalvaceae. The record is from RefSeq and is a predicted model, not a curated record. The transcript has a single exon.
CGGGUGUUGUGUCGCACCAAGAUGGCGUUGAAGGACGGAAUGCUGCGAGCCGUGCUGGAAGCAGAGGACGCCAGUACUUCCAACGAGGACGUGGUGUAUAAGCAGUAUAUCCUGGAAGCACGGCGAGAUCGUGAACGAGCUCAAGCGAUUGCCAGAGCAGAACAUCUGACAAGGAGUGUCGAGGGCGCGUUUGAGAGAUCGGUUGCGGAAUCGACGGCGCAAUACGAGCGCGAGUGUGCGCAGUUGAAACAGUCCAUGGUGGACGACAUUCUGGCGGAGCUGAAACUACUCCGAGACAACCGCGACGGUGUGAGUUUGGUGCGAAAGGGAAUGGCACGAUCUGCGCGGUCCAGCCGUGCAAAUGUGUCGUACACCGACGGCGCAGAUGGCCCAGCCUCGUCAUCUCCUAACUCCGCCACCGAACAGACACCGACGGCGUUCACUUCAUCCACCGCGCAGAUUCCAUUGUCAUCCACGAAGCAAAAGCUUGUCGCCAAGUCCCUUCGCUCGAACUCCGCCUCCAUUCCAGGCAUUGUUGCGCCGGUCCCGGACGCCGUCGCACAAGAUGACGCCCACGAAAUCCUCGGCAUUGUUGCGUCCUUCAAACAAAAGCUCUCGAGAACAAGUGGUGACGACAGCAGCGGCACCCUCCCAUGCGUAUGCUGAUAAUGCAUCCCAUUCCAUUUGUUGUCCGAA